AUGUCCGCCUCCGCAGCAUCUCACGCUGCGGCCGAGCAGACGCAACCUUUGCUCGCACCCGGCGGAGAAGAGGAAGGUCUUCAAUACCAACGACAUUACGCGCGAGGUGGAGAGGAUUUGUCAGGAGAGACGGAGGCGCAAGAGGAGGAGGAGAGAAGAAAAGUGUUGAGAGAGACGGAUAGAGACUCUACACCUUGGCGAGUGUUCAGGAGCAACAACAUGUCGGGAUCUGCUUGGGUUGUCCAGGUGAGCAAAAGAGAGUGUGCAUGUGAGGGCUUUAUUGCAUUGUGAGGCUCACACCGCACCAAACAAUCACCUUUUCGCAGAUCUUUGCAGCGGCCUUUGUGGCGCUCGUCUGGUCUUUGGUGUUCAGCAAAAUGCCCUGGAACAACCUUCCGCUGUUUGGCUAUCAUCCGUUGUUGCAGGUGGGUGCUACUGUCGACGUUUCGUGGGGAGUGUCUUAGGCUGACGGGCACGGGGCGGGGCGCUCCAUAGUCGCUGGGUCUCGUCUUCAUCAGUCAAUCCAUCCUCGUCCUCCAGCCAACGACGACGAGCAGACCCAAAUCCAAAGCUUCCGCCCUUCUGCUGCACCAACUCAUCCAUCUCGGAAUCGUGCUGCCGCUCUUUACAGCUGGUGCCAUCAUCAUGUGGUACCUUCAUUCCAAACCCGGCACACAACAUUUCAUCAGCUGGCAUGGUACCUUCGGUUUCGCCGCUGUCAUUAUCGCUUGGGCGCAGGCUGCUGUUGGUGCGGCUACUGUAUGGGGAAAUGGCAAGCUUCUCGGAGGACCAAAUAUAGCCAAAGGGCUGUGGAAGUGGCACAGGUGCGUAAAUGAGCUCGGAGCAGCCCAAACCUUGUUCACGGAUAUCUGAUCAUGCCCCUUCAUCGCAAUACCGCGCCUCGACUGGCCACCACAGACUGUCUGGAUACAUCCUCCUCCCGCUGUUUCUCCUCACCUUCCUACUCGCCAUCCUCGAGACAACUUGGGUGCAAGGUGCUACGAGCGGCAAGGAGAGAGCCGUCAUCGUCUUGGCUCUCGUUGGCACUUUUCUGGGCGGCGCAGCGAGGGUGCAGACUAGCAAGCUUCCCAAGAAGACCGACUUUGUGCCGGCUGGACGUAGGUGA
Messenger RNA from Ceraceosorus bombacis, 1126 nucleotides. Lineage: Eukaryota; Fungi; Basidiomycota; Exobasidiomycetes; Ceraceosorales; Ceraceosoraceae. The record is from the annotation of a GenBank genome assembly.